ACAAAUAAAAUUCAUUAAACCAGCCUAAAUUAUUCGUAGCUUCGAAGAUAUCACUUCUAUUGAUUGUAAAUACAAAGAGAUCAGGGAAUAAUGGUAACCGCCUAUUACAUCUCGAAAUUAUCUAAGAAGUCCGAUAAUCUCGCCAUUGAUGAAUACUAUCAAUAUUUAUUAAAAAACUUCGUGUCCUUAAAAACAGCAGAUGAUGUUCAAAAUUGUUGCAGAGUGUGUUUAAAACCUAGCAGUGUCUCUAUAUAUGAUAACUAUAAUUCGUCAGAUAUAUUAGAGGUAUUGAAAAGUUGGAGUGGUAUUACUAUCGAAGAAAACGAUGACUAUCCUCAAAGCUUAUGCACGAAAUGUUACAUGUUUGUUAAAACAGCUAUUUUGUUCAAAAAGAAAGCGCAGCAAACUGAGGCAGCUUUAAAGCAAUACCAAUACUAUAAAGUUGAAGCUAAUUGCGAGAGUUCAGGUCCGAGCCAGAACUUUAAUGAUGAUAGUAAGCCUGAUGAUGAUGAUGAUGAUGAUGAAACAACAGAUCACCUGGAUGCUGAUGGAGACACCUGGCCAACUGAGGAGCCUGCUAUCAAUGUUCCAGUCAAACCAGAAAAGAAUGAGGAAAAAGUAAAACUAUCACCUAAAGUCACUUGCCGGAUAUGUGGAAAAAUUGUAAACAGAUCAUACUACAGAGAACAUCUCACAAUGCAUGACCCGAAUCCCCAUCAAUGGGUCUGUGAGGUCUGUGGGAAAUCCUUCCGCUUAAGAUGUGCCUACCACAACCAUAGCUUACGUCACAGGAAUGAUUUCCCUCACAAAUGCCCCAUUUGCCCUUACCGGGGCCGCUACAAGGAACUACUGAAAACUCAUAUGCGAACACACUCUGGAGACUACCGAUACAUGUGUACUGAAUGCCCGGCAAGAUUCCUUUUUAAAAGUAAUCUAAACACACACACGCUGAAACAUAAAGAGCCUCAGUUUAAAUGUGAUUCUUGUAAAAGAGCUUUCCACUCCAAGCUGUUUUUACAAAGGCAUUAUGAGGCAGAUCACUUGGGUAUACGGAACCAUGUGUGUAACAUUUGUGGAAAGGCUUUCGGUUACCGUAACGCUAUGAUGAAGCAUCAACGGCAUGUUCAUAAGAGAGAGAAGUCUAUGUUUGGGAGAAUGCCAUCUUAUUUAGCUGAAAAUAAACAGCAGCAACAUAAUGAUAAUCAAGCUAAUAUGUAAAAAAUAUCUUUUUAAAAUAGACUUGUUUGUAAUGUAAUACAAAAAUUAACUGUAUGUAAUUAUAAAUAAAUUAUUAUCUAUCUAGCAUAGUUAU
This is a messenger RNA of Cydia splendana, 1312 nucleotides long. RefSeq names its product zinc finger protein 43-like. The record is from RefSeq and is a predicted model, not a curated record. NCBI's taxonomy places the organism in Eukaryota, Metazoa, Arthropoda, Insecta, Lepidoptera, Tortricidae. Bases 91 to 1218 code for a protein of 375 amino acids. Gene Ontology annotation, biological process: regulation of DNA-templated transcription. Gene Ontology annotation, cellular component: nucleus. Gene Ontology annotation, molecular function: RNA polymerase II cis-regulatory region sequence-specific DNA binding; zinc ion binding; DNA-binding transcription factor activity, RNA polymerase II-specific. The transcript has a single exon.